AUGGACAAUUCAACGCAAGAUAUAGUCAACCUGCCAAAUUAUGAAGAGUCAGGAACAUCAGUGGAAGAAGGACCAGCGCAAGAAGGACCAUCGCAAGAAGGACCGACACAAGAAGGACCAAAUGAAAGUUUCUAUGUAAUGCUUAAUGUUCUAGCAAUAUUUAUAUUUAUAAAAGUGUCUAUAUGUUUUUCCUAUGAUUUUGACGACUAUGAUCAUCAACCAAAAGCGCGUGGUGCACCAUCGGCCGACGACAUAGAAUUUGAACCAGUAAUGACCUUGACGAAAGAUAAAGAGAAAUUGAUUUCAAUGAAGAAUAUAAAUUGUGAUAACUUCGCAGAGUAUGCACAUAACUGUACGACGGAGGCUGCAAUGAGUUACAAUUCAGUUAAAAAGUCCCCUCCGAUGCCCGGACAAGUUUAUGAUUGGUGCAAAGCGAUACGUCACCUCACAAAUUGUGCGAUAGAUUGGAAUUCAGAUUGUAAGGACGUGACAGAAAGCCACUUCAACGAAGAGAGUAUUCGGGGGCAUAUGCACGUGGUUAACAAUAUAUGUAACGAUGAACAAUUUCUAUCCAGGUACGACGAAUUGCCAAAUUGUAUUGAGGGAUCCGCUGAUGCGUGGGAGAAGUGUUAUGCCUUCUUCAAAUCCACAGUGGACGAACAAAAGAAUACCACACAUGAAUGGACACAUUUCGAAACGCAUUUCCAUAUGUGUUGUGCCCGAGCCAAAUUCAGGAGGUGCACUGCGGAUGCACUUUUUGACAUGCCCAAAACUUGUCCGUAUGAACAGGCGGUCACUUUACAGCAGUUUUCAGCGAUAGUCUCAGAAGGUGAUGUGUUUCAGUCGUACAGACAAAAGUUCGUUGAACCGUUAUAG
This is a messenger RNA of Spodoptera littoralis (African cotton leafworm), 876 nucleotides long. NCBI's taxonomy places the organism in Eukaryota, Metazoa, Arthropoda, Insecta, Lepidoptera, Noctuidae. The record is from the annotation of a GenBank genome assembly.